AGAAAGCAGAAGUCAAAGGGAAAGUCUCCACUCAGACGGUCAACAACUUAUUCGACCGCGAGCCUCCAAACUGGGCAGAGGGACCAGAACAACGACAAUUUGGACAAAAGACAACUCACUCAUGGACCGUAACGCGACCCUCCUCGUUCCCUCCAACAACCGCAGCAUUACCAAUGUCACUUGUUCCCGUGACAAUGUUGUGAAGACGGUGAUAUUCCCCCUCCUCUACACCACCUUGUUCCUGGUCGGGCUGUCACUCAACAGCCUGGCGGUCUGGGUCUUCUUGCGCAUUCCCUCACGCUCCCACUUUGUCAUCUACCUGAAGAAUGUGGUGGUCGCUGAUGUCAUCAUGACCCUCACCUUCCCUUUCAAGGUUUUAUCGGACUCCAACAUGGCUUCCACCGACCUACGGAUCUUCGUGUGCCGGGUCUCGUCUGUGCUGUUCUACCUCACCAUGUACAUCAGCAUCCUCUUCUUUGGCCUCAUCAGCAUCGACCGCUGCAGGAAGACACUCAACCCAUUCAGGGGCACCAACGCGGCCCGCCUGGCCCGCCGGAAGCUCCUCUCUGGCGCGGUCUGGAUCUUCCUGCUGGUUCUCUGCCUUCCCAACGUGGUUCUAACCAGUCGAAAGCCACGUUCGCCUUACUUCAAGUGUAGCGACCUGAAGGACCGGGCCGGGCUGUACUGGCAUGAGGUGGUCAACCACGUGUGCCAGGUCAUCUUUUGGGCCAACCUGGUGAUCGUGAUCCUUUGUUACACCCUCAUCACCAAAGAACUGUACAAGUCGUACUCCCGCACCAAGUCCCGUGGCUCCGAAAGCCGUCAAAAGCAAGAAAGUAAAAGGAACAUGAACACCAACGUCUUCCUGGUCUUGGCCGUGUUUUUUGUGUGUUUCGUGCCGUUCCAUUUUGCACGGGUUCCGUACACCAUGAGCCAAACCCGAGGCCUUCUCUUCGACUGCCGUCUCAAGCUCUUCUUCUUCCAUCUGAAAGAAAGCACGCUCUUCCUGUCGUCGCUCAACUCCCUCCUGGACCCGCUCAUCUACUUCUUCCUCUGCAAGUCCUUCCGGACCACCUUGUUCAAGACCCUGCGGCUGCACCCGGGGACUUGCGGCCGGCUGCUGGGGAGGAGCUCGGACAGCGAUUCGUGCAACACCCCUCUGAGAGAAUCCUCCGUGUGCGCAUAAAGACCGUGAUGUACUGCAGGGAUUAUCAAACCUUUAAAGGCCUACUGAAAGCCACUACUAGCGACCACACAGUCUGAUAGUUUAUAUAUCAAUGAUGAAAUAUUAACAUUGCAACACAUGCCAAUAUGGCCUUUUUAGUUUACUAAAUUGCAAUUUUACAUUUUGCGCCGAAAACGUCGCGGUAUGAUGACACGUGCGCGUGAUGUCACGCAUUGUGGAGUACAUUUUGUUCCAGCAUUGUUCUCAGCUAUAGGUCGUCUGUUUUCAUCGCAAAAUUCCACAGUAUUCUGGACAACGGUGUUGCCGAAUCUUUUGCAAUUUGUUCAAUGAACAAUGGAGACGUCAAAGAAGAAAGCUGUAGGUGGGAAGCGGUGUAUUGCGGCCGGCUUUAUAGCAACACAAACACAGCCGGCGUUUCAUUGUUUACAUUCCCGAAAGAUGACGGUGAAGCUUUACUAUGGAACAGAGCGGUCAAGUGAACACGGUUGGAUCGGACCACACACACAAAGUACAGUGUACUAUGCAGCGAUCAUUUCGAAAUAUCGUGUUUCAAAGAGGGUCCCUUGUGAAGGGCAGAGAUGGGCAUCGCCACCACCCGUCGACUGGUGCUGAAGAAAGGUGCGGGGCUGACCUUCAGGUUGUACAGGUACGACCAUAUAAUCUCACUAAAACACUAGUAACACAAUAAGCAGAUAAGGGAUUUUCCAGAAUUAUCCUACUAAAUUUGUCUAAUAACAUCUGAAUCGGGGCUUCACGGUGGAAGAGGGGUUAGUGCGUCUGCCUCACAAUACGAAGGUCUUGCAGUCCUGGUUUCAAAUCCAGGCUCGGGAUCUUUCUGUGUGGAGUUUGCAUGUUCUCCCUGUGAAUGCGUGGGUUCCCUCCGGGUACUCCGGCUUCCUCCCACUUCCAAAGACAACACUAAAUUGGCCCUAGUGUGUGAAUGUGAGUGUGAAUGUUGUCUGUCUAUCUGUGUUGGCCCUGCGAUGAGGUGGCGACUUGUCCAGGGUGUACCCCGCCUUCCGCCCGAUUGUAGCUGAGAUAGGCGCCAGCGCCCCCCGCCACCCCGAAAGGGGAUAAGCGGUAGAGAAUGGAUGGAUGGAACAUCUGAAUCGCUCCCACUGUAUAGUCUUUGUUUUUCUAGUCCUUCACUCUCACUUUCCUCAUCCACGAAUAUUUCAUCCUCGCUCAAAUUAAAGGGGAAAUCGUCGCUUUCUCGGUCCGAAUCGCUCUCGCUGCUGGUGGCCAUGAUUGUAAACAAUGUUCAGAUGUGAGGAGCUCCACAACCCGUGACGUCACGCGCACAUCGUCUGCUACUUCCGGUACAGGCAAGUCUUUUUUUAUUAGCGACCAAAAGUUGCGAACUUUAUCGUGGAUGUUCUCUACUAAAUCCUUUCAGCAAAAAUAUGGCGAUAUGAUCAAGUAUGACACAUAGAAUGGACCUGCUAUCCCCGUUUAAAUAAGAACAUCUCAUUUCAGUAGGCCUUUAACGCCGAGUGACGCCUAGAACAUUUUUCUUUUGCUUUUUUUUGCUGCUUCUGCUUCUCAAAUAUGUGGCUUGUACUCACAUGUACAGUUGUGAUCAAAAGUUUACAUACACUUGUAAAGAACAUAAUGUCAUGGCUGUCUUGAGUUUCCAAUAAUUUCUACAACUCUUAUUUUUUUGGUGAUAGAGUGAUUGGAGCACUUACUUGUUGGUCACAAAAAGCAUUCAUGAAGUUUGGUUCUUUUAUGAAUUUAUUUUGGGUCUACUGAGUCAUAAGUUUACAUACAGCAAUGUUAAUAUUUGCUUACAUGUCCCUUGGAAAGUUUCACUGCAAUAAGGUUUUGGUAGCCAUCCACAAGCUUCUGCUUGAAUUUUUGACCACUCCUGUUGACAAAAUUGGUGCAUUUCAGCUAAAUGUGUUGGUUUUCUGACAUGGACUUGUUUCUUCGGCAUUGUCCACAUGUUUAAGUCAGGACUUUGGGAAGGCCAUUUUUAGUGUUCUCGUGGGACGUGUAAAAACGCCAACUCAACACCAAGCCAAACCGAGUCAAUGAAGAGAACGUCGUUGUAAGCUUGACCAUUUACUUUUGACCAUUCUUCAUAGACAAGAUGGUGAAAAAGUGAAAAGAACAAAGAGACACAAACACACUUAUUGCCUCUGUACAUAUUUGUCUACAACAGGGGUCGGGAACCUUUUUGGUUGAGAGAGCCAUGAAAGCCAAAUAUUUCAAAAUGUAUUUUUUUAACACUGAAUACAACUAAAUGUGUGCAUUUUUAAGUAAGACCUGUCAUGUCUUUGUGAUCAUGUUCUGUUUAGUUAUGUUCUGUUUUGUUUUUGACUCCAUUACUUCCUGUUUUUGCGCACCCUGGUUGGUUUUUGUUUCCAUGACUACCAAUCAGUUCACGACUCACGCACCUGAUUCACUUGAACUCAUGUACCUGUUGUCAAUCACCACGUCACCAUUUAAGCCUGCAGUUGCCAGGCUUAAAUAUUACACUUUUCAGCCUUCUACUCACCCUCUCUCACCUCCUACACACCUAUGUUAUCCAUGCCAAUGAUCCAUAUUCUUUCUCGGUCCAAGUAAGUUUUUCAUGCCAUAGUUUGUAAGUUUUAUUUUAUGUUCAUAGUUCUCCCAUUGUGCGAGUUUUAGUUUUCAUAGCCAAGUUUUUAACCUUCACUGAGAGCGCCUUUUGUUCAUACCCUUUGUUUUUGUAAUAUUUUUGAGUUGAGAUUAAAGAUGUCAUUACCUUCA
Messenger RNA from Nerophis ophidion (straightnose pipefish), 3922 nucleotides. RefSeq names its product purinergic receptor P2Y12 (gene p2ry12). Gene Ontology annotation, molecular function: G protein-coupled purinergic nucleotide receptor activity. Gene Ontology annotation, cellular component: membrane. The transcript has 3 exons. NCBI's taxonomy places the organism in Eukaryota, Metazoa, Chordata, Actinopteri, Syngnathiformes, Syngnathidae. Gene Ontology annotation, biological process: G protein-coupled receptor signaling pathway. The record is from RefSeq and is a predicted model, not a curated record. Bases 122 to 1186 code for a protein of 354 amino acids.